AUGGGUCCCUCGGCCGCUGUUGAGCAUUCACGUCAGAAUUGGAACAUGUUGAUGGAAGCUUGCGUAUCGAGCCUGGGUCGAGAGAGGAGUAGUAAUUACCCACUUGUGAACUUCUUGAUUGCGACGGAGGCCGAUUUCUUCAUAGGGUUCGACGUGGUGCUUUCUAAUAGACAGCAUGAGAAGCACGGGUGGGAUUGUUAUGUCCGGUUACUUGAGCAUGAACAAAGACAAACUUUGGUAGCACUAUCACUAUGCAUAACCGAAAUAGUCGAGCAAAUGGAUAUGAUCUCAGAUGAAGAUAAUCCACAUAACAGA
This is a messenger RNA of Striga asiatica, 315 nucleotides long. The record is from the annotation of a GenBank genome assembly. NCBI's taxonomy places the organism in Eukaryota, Viridiplantae, Streptophyta, Magnoliopsida, Lamiales, Orobanchaceae.